GCAGGUGGAGGCGGAAAUAGAGGAGCGGCUGAGGGAAGCACGGAGGAGACUCUCCCCCCGGCAAGUCUUUCUGUAAACAUUGAGGUCCUGAGCGUGCGUUGGCGCUCCCUCCUUGACACUCACAAAUAUGGCGAAGAAAACUGUUCAGUCAACUAGACUUUAUGCCAAGGCAGUUUUUACUGGGUACAAGCGUGGUCUCCGUGCACAACAUGAAAACACAGCGCUGUUGAAGGUGGACGGUGCCAAAAACAAGGGUGAUGGUACCUACUACAUUGGAAAACGAUGUGCUUACGUGUACAAGUGCAAAAACAAGACCCCUUGCCCAACUGGUGGCAAAUCAAAGCUUCGUGUGAUCUGGGGAAAAAUUACUCGCACUCAUGGUAACUCUGGAGCCUUGCGUGCUAAAUUUGCCCGAUCCCUGCCAGCUUAUGCAAUGGGAAGGAGAGUCAGGAUUAUGAUGUACCCCUCCAGAAUCUAAAUUAAAUAAAGAAUAAAAUUA
Molecule: messenger RNA, 499 nt
Organism: Procambarus clarkii (red swamp crayfish)
Lineage: Eukaryota; Metazoa; Arthropoda; Malacostraca; Decapoda; Cambaridae
Gene: RpL35A
Product: ribosomal protein L35A
Biological process (GO): ribosomal large subunit biogenesis; cytoplasmic translation
Cellular component (GO): cytosolic large ribosomal subunit; ribosome
Molecular function (GO): structural constituent of ribosome
Source: RefSeq, a predicted model, not a curated record